Molecule: messenger RNA, 6346 nt
Organism: Ahaetulla prasina
Lineage: Eukaryota; Metazoa; Chordata; Lepidosauria; Squamata; Colubridae
Gene: KCNK5
Product: potassium two pore domain channel subfamily K member 5
Exons: 5
Coding region: 690-2144 (484 amino acids)
Biological process (GO): stabilization of membrane potential; potassium ion transmembrane transport
Cellular component (GO): membrane
Molecular function (GO): potassium ion leak channel activity
Source: RefSeq, a predicted model, not a curated record
GGUGGCAGUAGCAAAGAGCUCCGACCGUCCCACAAGCUGGCACCGCGGGGUGGGCGUUCCGUACUAAAGACGGCGCGCAGACUAAGGCCAAGCUCCAGUUGCGAGAGCGCCGCCGAGCGUGCGGGGCCGAAGUAGUCAAAGCGGAAGCGCGGGUUGUCUUUGCCUCAGUCAAGCCGCGGCGGUUCUUUCGUUCGGAACUUCGCUCGGUCGAGAGCGGCCGGGACGCGGCGCCUCGAGGGAGGAGGGGGGGGUCCCCCGGGCCACGUGUUGCGGCCAGGGACUCAGCGGAGGGGACCCUCGCUCUUUCGCCGGCCGCUCUUCGGACCGCCGCUGGUGGCGGCCGGCCGGGAGACGCUCCGCAUGCGCCGCUCGAGGAGGCGAGUGGGUGAAGAGAAGGGCUCCAAAUUCAAACGACGGAGGCAGCAGCGAGGUAACCCGGAGGAGUAGCCCGAAGCCGAGCGGUCGAGAAACGGGAGAGAAGAAAGAAGGCGGCGGUUGGGAGGAGAGAGAAGAAUAAAAACAGGAGGAAAAGGUGGGAAGCCGAGACCGGGUGAGGAUCCCUGGCAUUUCCCUACCAACGGAACGGGGCUCUUCUCCUCGCUUUUAUUGCUCUCCUGCCGAGGCAUCCCUUCCCCUGAGUCGUUUCCUCUCCCUUCCUUUGGAGCCGAGGCUGCCCAUUGUGCACCGCCAUGGUAGAUAGGGGUCCUUUGUUGACGUCGGCGAUUAUUUUCUACCUGUCCAUCGGAGCAGCUAUCUUCGAAGUACUGGAGCAUCCUCAUUUGCAAAAUGCGGCCGAGGGUUACAAGCAGAAAAAGUCGGAGCUCCUGAAAGAGUUUCCCUGUUUGGGCCAGGAAGGGCUAGAUAAGAUCCUGCGGGUGGUCUCAGAAGCUGCUGGGCAAGGAGUUUCAAUCGAUGCUAAUGACACAUUUAAUUACUGGAACUGGCCUAAUGCUGUCAUCUUUGCUGCUACAGUGAUUACAACCAUUGGUUAUGGAAACGUUGCUCCAAAAACUUCAGCUGGGCGACUUUUCUGUAUCUUUUAUGGCCUUUUUGGUGUUCCACUCUGCUUAACAUGGAUCAGUGCUUUGGGGAAAUUUUUUGGUGGUCGUGCCAAGAGGCUGGGCCAGUUCCUAACGAAGAGAGGAGUAAGCCUGAGAAAGGCACAAAUUACUUGCACAGCUAUCUUCAUCAUUUGGGGCAUUCUAGUCCACUUAGUUCUUCCUCCUUUGGUUUUUAUGGUGACUGAAAAAUGGGAUUACAUUGAAGGCCUCUACUUCUCAUUCAUUACCAUCACCACAAUAGGAUUCGGAGACUAUGUUGCUGGUGUGAAUCCAAAUAUGGAGUACCACUCCCUCUACAGAUACUUUGUGGAGCUGUGGAUCUACCUAGGCCUUGCUUGGCUUUCACUGUUUGUCAAUUGGAAAGUCAGCAUGUUUGUAGAGGUUCACAAAGCAAUCAAGAAACGAAGGAAAAAAAGAAAAGAGUCCUUUGAAAAUCACUCUCCCACCAAAAAAGUUCUUCAGAUGUCUAACACAAAAGAUAUCAACAUAUUCAGUUUCCUUUCCAAAAAGGAAGAAAGUUACAAUGAUCUCAUUAAACAGAUUGGAAAGAAGGCUUUGAAAACAAGCAGUGAUAAAAUUCUCAACUCAGAGCAAACCAAGCCAGCCUUACAGCAUACCAAUAAAGACCUCAAAGUGAUGUACACAAGGAACAAUAUGUUUGACUUCGACAAUGUUUCCCUUGGACUGCAAAACUAUCACGUGAUGAGGCAUUUGACUGACAAACGUCUUGGGGACAGCCCAAUAGAAGGCAAUGUGUUUGUAAAUCAGCUGGACCGGAUCAGUGAAGAAGAAGGGGAAGCAUGGGAUUCGCGGGAUUAUCGACCUUUGAUUUUCGAAAAUGCCAACAUAAAAUUUGUAAAUGAGGGUGAGGAUGAAGAGGAGGACCUUUCAGAUGAUGAAGAAACUUCAAAGUCUUCAGUGGAUGACAAUCUUGCACAGGAGCCUGAAAGCCCCCAGAAACUGCUGAAAUUUUCAUCCUCUGAUGAAUCUGCUUUUACCAGUAAUGAGAUGGAGAUAUCAGUGCCUUAUGAACAGCUUAUGAAUGACUAUAACACAUCAGAUACUGCCAAUGGUGCAACGUGAGAAAGGUGGGAGGGAGUUUCUUGAAAUCAUAUGAUGCAAAAUGUUAACAGAUAGCGAUCUGAAUCAACAAGAAGAAGGAAUAUCCUAUGAGAUAUUAUUCACCACUUCCUUCUGUUAAACAGACUGAAAACAGGUGUUGCCUGGAUCUUGUCUGUUGAUGAAUUUUACUCUCUAUGAAAUAACUGCCCUAAAACCUUGAAGGUUCUCUAGGGAUUUGAUGGUUUUUGAAUUUAAGAGAGGAAGAAAAGUCUAAACUGAUUGGGCCUGUCUUUUCUUUCUUUCUUUCUUUCUUUCUUUCUUUCUUUCUUUCUUUCUUUCUUUCUUUCUUUCUUUCUUUUUCUUCCUUCCUUCCUUCCUUCCUUCCUUUUUUUUCUUUCUCUCUCUUUCCCCUCCCUCCCUCCCUCCCUCCCUCCCUCCUUCCUUCCUUCCUUCCUUCAGAUUGCAGUCAGACUGGUUUUGGUUGAUUGCAGGCCAUGGUUACAUUGGAUUACUGCAUUAACUCUUCAUCCCUGAAGAAACUGAAUGCAAAUCAUGCCAAGGUUCAGAGGGCAAAAAUAUUGAUGGAUUUUUCACAGUCACAUCACAAAACUCUCUUCAUUCUCCCUUAAGGGAUGCUUGAACUGGAAGAAGAGCAGAGUAUUCUGAAGGCCAGAGUUGAGAUACAUGGGUGUCUUGACUAGUGUUUGUCUAAGUUAAUAUAGCUCUGUUGAAUUAUGAGCUGAAGUUCAUGAACAAAAAUACUAACUUGAAACACAGGGUCAGUCUACUGGAAGUAUGGAUCUUGUAUGGACAAGAAACUAAAUAUUUCCAAAUGCUCCUAGCGUUCAUGAAAAGCACAUAUAACGGAUUGAAAUACAGUAAAGCAGAAUGGUGCAAGAAGAUACAUAGAGGAUAGUUAAAAAUGAAGAAAAGCACAGUAACAAACUUCUCUUUUGCAUCAGAAGUGCCCUUUCACCAUCAUCCAUACUUUAGAGGAAAUACUUGAAUGAACUUCAUUUAUAGGUCUAAGUGAAGUUUAAAGGAACUCUGCUUUUGAAUCAGUGUAUCUUAUUAAAUAGGUUGAAUAGCUGAAGUUCCAUUUGAAGGAUUUAAUAACUAAUUUCUUCUUUGUUUUGUCAGUGGCUCCAUUUCUAUAAAGUUCUCCACUCCAUCCGGUACUUUAGAGUAGGUAAUAUUGUGUUAUGAGAUGAAAUACCGCUGUAGUAUUUCAACUGGCUUUCUAAAUAAAAGUGUUAGCUUAUUUUUAAUGAACUCCCUUAACAAAAGAGAAGGAGUAUGAGAAGUAUUACAGAAGCAACAAAAUGUAAUUGUCACAUCAAAAUUUAUCUUUAUCUUUUUAUACUGCUAUAAAACUGCCACAAUGAUUGGAAUUAUUUUUAAAGUAGAAAGCUUACCUAUGAUUUGUAACUUUCUGCUGAAAAAACAAUUCUCAGAAGUAUUCUAGCAGUGUAAGUACUGGAGCUACUUGGAUGAUUUACACUCCAGUGUAAAUCUUUUAUGUUAUAGUUCAGUGGCUUCAGUGGCUUGGAAAUAGAAUGAAAAUUAUAGCUAUUGAAACCUUGAGGAGAGGAUUUCAGAAUUGGAAAAUGGUAAUAAGGCCAACCGGAAUUUUGCAGUACUAAUUGUGAAUAAUAAGGUACAUUCAAGUCCACUCACGUGCUUAAUUUUGAAUCUUAUGUUGUGAGAGUGGAUGUAUUCUAUUAUCUUUAGAAACAUAUCUCUGACUAGAUGUACACUCCUGUUCGCAAACUCUUCUUGAAAAGACAGUUUUAACAUAUUUGCCGGAAAAAAAGUGUUCCUGUUUUGAAUUGUACACAGUUUAUGCAGAAAUGUUUGCAGAAACUUGAUUACUAAGGAACCCAAACAGUUGUAUUUUCAUACAGUUAUUUCACUGAAGGUUCCAGUGUUACCAUUUGGAUCACAUAACGAUUUUUGAUAUUGCUGAAUUCUAGCUCAAGGGGCUAUUUUUGUUGGUCUCUAAAACAUGGUAGCUAUUUGAGUAGAUGGUUCCUUGAAGGACAAGAUUGAUUUUUUAUUGCUAUACAGUAAACCAUCUUUAUCAUCAAAUAGCUCAAAGAUCCAGACAUGUUGUCUUAAAUUUACAUUUCCAAUUGAGCGGUUCUUAGUUAUGAUUACCACUUGUGUCAUGUGUAAAUGACAAAAAUAUAUCUGGCUUUCUUGAAAGUAACUCUGUAAAGCUGAUGUAUUCUGGGAUAUAUUUCAUAAAUGAAUGGCUAAAAAGUUUGCCUCUGCACUAAAGAAGCACACAGUAGUGUGUAAAAUGAAUAUUAUUAAUGUUUUACAGCAUUUUAAAUACAGUACAGGAAUAGAAAGGUGAGAGUGAAUGAUAAGUGUAUGUUGCUGCUUUGGAUGUGUCUGCUUUGGAUUGUUUUAUGUGCUGGAUUGCACAGGUAGGCAGAUGUGAAAUGACAAACUUGAAACAGCUUGCAUCUAGAGAUAAAGUCCUUUCUAAAGUUCAGGCUUGGUGCUGCUGUUUAGUUUUGAUGCACAGGGGAUUAAUACCUUCCUUUAAAAGUGCCCCAUAAUUUGAGGGAUUUGUCUAGCUGUCAAAUAACCAUCAUGUUUUUAAAUUUGAAAUCAAGAUAAAAUUGAUAGUUAGACUUUGAUUUGCUAUUUGAGCUCAUUAGUGGAGAUUUAUUCCAAGUGCUUGGACCAUUGACAGGAGCCUUAAUUCUUAAUAAUUCCAUUUUGUGCCUUGCUACAGGUGAAAUGACAAAAUGUACUUACUCACUGUGACUAGCACAAAGGUGUAUGAAAUGUUUUAUUAGCUGCGUAAUAUGUUCAGUUGCCCUUUAUCUGAGUACAGUUUUCCAGCAGGCAUUACAAGGUAGAAAAUUGGCCCUAUUAGAGAAUUGAUCUUCCUUACCAUUCUGAUAGGAAAUAUUGUCUUCCAUGCAUUAAGGGAAACUAGACUUUUUGUUCUGAGUCUUUAUUUAUGGCCCUGAACAAAUAAAUUAAAUACGAUGGUGGAGGAGACAAUUUUGUUCUGAUUUUGGGAUUUUGAUGAAUUAAAGAAACAUUGAUUCAGGGAGGAGGUUCAAUAACACUUGAAGGCUCUUUGAUUCUCUGGAAAGAAUUUGUAUAACAUGAAAUAUUCUGGAAUGUAAGGUUUGCAGAUGACUGCUGCUUUUUUAAUGAAGACGGGACUGUACAGUUUUAACAGAGCUAACCAGAUUAGUUUUGGGUUCAUGUUAUGUAGCUGUUUACAGAAGGCAUUUAACAAAAUGGUUGCUAGCUAUCAAAAGCACCAGAGCAUGAAUAGUACUCAUAUGUUUCAAAACAAGAGGGAGGGAUCUUCCUUGGUAUCUUUAUAAACUGUGGAUUAUGAAGCCUUAAUAAUGCUGCUUUCUCUGUUUUUCCCUAUAAUCAAUAUUGUGAGUUGUAAAAAACUAAAAUGGUUUCAGAAGAUGAGAUGAGUGACACCUUCUUCCUAUUACUCAGUAGAAUUUUUCUAUAAUCACAAUUAAUCUGGUAGUAUUUCCUGGAGUUGUUUUCAAUAGUUAUAUGACAAAAUGAUAAAGAAUGGAAAAUACACUUACUAUUGAUUUCCAAAUAUAUUUAAUACAAAACUGAUUCACAGUUUCCAUAACAGUUUUAUGUAAAGUGCAGUACUACCGAUACUUACUCUAAAAUGUGCCACUGAAAGAACCGAGUCGAGUACUGUCAAGCAAGAGGGAAACAUUUUGAAAAAGGUCCUUUUUCUUUGCAGGUAUGAUUAACUCCAUUGCUGGCAAUGGAUAUAUCAAAACAUUGCAAAGUCACAGCCUGUUCUUCUUGUUUUGUAUCCCUAAACGUGGCCUGGUUUAUCACUUCCUUUUAUAGGAUGCUACCUUUUGCAUCUUGUUUUAAUUGGAAAUAAAAAGCAAUACAUAAAACUCCUAUUGAGAUGUAAAUUUUGGCUACCACUUUGACCCAUUUUUAAUUUUUAUACCUUCUGUGCUGCACUGAACUCCCAGAGUGAAGGCAUCACUGUUUCAAAUAGUUCACAAACUCUGAACAGCCUUGAACUCAUCUCUGUCACUCCAUCACAUAAAAGAGAGACAAGGGUUUUGUUUUGUUUUUAUCAGUUCUUGUUUGCUAAUUUGUCACUGGAAUCACUGUAUGUAAAUAUUAGACUUUAUAAAAUGUAAUUUAUUUUAACAUUUUUUUCCAAUAAAAAUGAAGCUUUUUUUAAAAAAAAC